AUGCCUUCUCUAGGUUUUCUUAAGAAAAAAAGGACUAGGGACGGAAAUAACGACAACUCAAGCCAACCAACAAGCCCAGUCACUCCGACUGCAGCCCAGAGUUUCGAGCAGGCCCAAGCAUUAGGUGCACCUUCUCCAAUCAACAACUCCCACGCAAACACGCAGCAGCAAUCUUACUCGGUGCCUCAGCCCAGCUACCCGGUUGGACCAGAAGCACAGGCCCAGCAGCCUCAGAUGAACUCGAUUUCACAACAUCAACAACAGGCGUUUGCGCCGCCAGCACACACACCCUCCCCUGGAACUAUGGAGUCGCAACAAAACCUACCUAGCAUCUCCAACCUCAUGAACCCCGCAGCUCAACAACAAAACAGCCAGUCCUCGGCCAACUUCCAGCCUCAGUCGCAGUCACAGUCACAGCCGCAAUCUCAAUUCCCACUCCCGCCGUCGCACGGGAAUGGCGAUCAAACUCAGCAACACAAUUUCCAGGCUCAACAGCAGAGCCACUCACAGCAGGACGUCAUGGAUACUCAGCCUUCGCAAGUGCAGGAACAGUCCCAAUUUCAACAGACGCAGGCUCAGCACCAACCACAGCAGCACAUGCAGCACAAUACACAGCAUGCGCAUCAUGGGUCCCAAGAGCAGCAGGCAAGGGUGACGAAGGGGAAGUACUCGCUGAGCGAUUUCGAGAUCCUCCGGACACUCGGUACCGGUAGCUUCGGUAGAGUGCACUUGGUCCAGUCAAGACACAACCAACGAUUCUAUGCCGUCAAGGUGCUGAAGAAGGCUCAGGUGGUCAAGAUGAAGCAGGUUGAGCAUACCAACGACGAGCGGAAAAUGUUGGGUGAAGUCAAGAACCCGUUCUUGAUCACAUUGUGGGGUACAUUCCAAGACUGCAGGAACUUGUACAUGGUCAUGGAUUUCGUCGAAGGCGGCGAACUCUUCUCAUUAUUGAGAAAGUCAGGGCGCUUCCCAAACCCAGUAGCAAAGUUCUACGCGGCCGAGGUAACGUUGGCUCUCGAAUACCUCCACGCCAAGAACAUCAUAUACCGUGACCUGAAGCCGGAAAACCUGUUACUGGACAGACAUGGCCACCUCAAAAUCACCGAUUUUGGGUUCGCCAAGCGUGUGCCGGACAAGACAUGGACUCUUUGUGGCACUCCGGACUACCUGGCACCGGAGGUAGUCUCCAACAAGGGGUACAACAAGUCUGUUGACUGGUGGUCUUUGGGAAUACUGAUAUACGAAAUGCUGUGCGGCUAUACGCCCUUCUGGGAUAGCGGAUCUCCUAUGAAGAUAUACGAGAAUAUCCUGAAGGGCAAAGUCCGUUAUCCUGCCUACAUCAACCCGGAUGCGCAAGACUUGCUGCAACGUCUCAUCACGGCCGACUUGACAAAGAGGUUAGGAAACCUUUAUGGCGGAUCGCAAGAUGUCAGGAACCACCCAUGGUUUGCCGAGGUGACAUGGGACCGCCUUGCGCGGAAGGACAUAGAUGCGCCAUACACGCCCCCAGUCAAGGCCGGCGCGGGUGACGCAAGCCAGUUUGAUCGGUAUCCCGAAGAGACAGAACGAUAUGGCCAGACUGGUCAUGAU
Pyricularia pennisetigena is the source of this 1590-nucleotide messenger RNA. RefSeq lists its product as uncharacterized. The transcript has 3 exons. Gene Ontology annotation, cellular component: nucleus; cAMP-dependent protein kinase complex. Lineage: Eukaryota; Fungi; Ascomycota; Sordariomycetes; Magnaporthales; Pyriculariaceae. Gene Ontology annotation, molecular function: cAMP-dependent protein kinase activity; ATP binding. The record is from RefSeq and is a predicted model, not a curated record. The annotation marks the transcript as partial. Gene Ontology annotation, biological process: peptidyl-serine phosphorylation.